Molecule: messenger RNA, 438 nt
Organism: Aspergillus terreus NIH2624
Lineage: Eukaryota; Fungi; Ascomycota; Eurotiomycetes; Eurotiales; Aspergillaceae
Exons: 2
Coding region: 1-438 (145 amino acids)
Cellular component (GO): plasma membrane
Molecular function (GO): acetate transmembrane transporter activity
Source: RefSeq, a predicted model, not a curated record
AUGUCUUCCUCCACAUCCCCCGCCGACUCCGAUGGAAAGUUCGAUAUCAACGAGAUCAGCACCGCCUCUCCUCCCCUCACCCAUCAUCAGACUGGUCAAUCUACCCACAUCGACUAUGCCUACCCAAUGGCCCAGCUCCAACCCACGGAGACCCGUCUCCCAGCCUUUGGGGGCGAGUUCCAACCUGGUCUCUAUCGCCCCGUCAAGGAUCGCAAGAUCGCCAACCCGGCGCCCUUGGGAUUGUGCGCCUUUGCGUUGAGCACGUUCGUUUUGGGAUUGAUUGAGAUGGAAGUGCGGGGAGUUACCGAGCCGAAUAUUUUGAUCGGGCUUGCCUUUGCGUAUGGAGGUUUGGUGCAGCUGCUCUCUGGCAUGUGUUCUCUCCUCGUAUGGCGGGUUCUGGAUCUCCGUGGGUAUUAUUUUCACUCCCGGCGGAUUUAA